CUUCUGUGUCAAAGGUUACAUAUUCAAGAUGUCGGCCUAUGUCAACGAAGUGGAGAGGGUUCACCAUGUUCUUGGAUUGUGAUGGGUAACCUCAUCAGGUGUGGGUGACAGGUGCCCCUAUCCAGGGGGUCCUCUACAUGUCUGUAUAUUUCAAUUCUCUGUGAUAUAAAACUGUCCUCCUCAAUGAUGUCGUGCCAUGACCUCAUAUAGAAGUCCGCGAGCUGAAAUACUAGCAGGAAGUCGAGUUCGAAGUGGAAGCAUUCUCUCUGAUGAAGGAUCACAGAAGGACAGCCCAUCCUCUUCCAGAACAUCCUCAGUAAACUCUUCCUCCUCCUCCUCUAACAUGGAGGGAUACUCCACUGCAGAUUCUGCACUUAGAGGGAGAUUGAAUGUGUACGGGUCCAAAGUGAGUAAGAUGAAGGAAAGAUUCCAACAAGAGUCCAGGAAACCAGAAGAACCGAGAUCCCUCUCCGCAGGCCGAGUCUCUGAGUCAGACCACUCGCCUGAGAUCAAGCGCAAGAAGACAAGUGAGAUGCAGUCCAGUGGGAGCCUGCAGGGAGAAAACAGCCAGCCAAGUCUACAUGAUGCUGCCAACCAUGUCCAGAGGUUUAUGUACACAAGGGCACUGUUCGCUAGAAUGGAGGAGAAGAAUCGUCCGCCUGUGGAACCGGUACAACUUACUAAGCCAAGGAAACUGUCCCCAUCUCCUGCCGGCCCCCUAUCUCCAGCCCUGUCCCCAGAUCACAGUAUAAGUAGUUCCUCCAAGGAUAACAACUGGCCCGCCCCGGAUAAAAGUAGCAAGGAGGAACCUGGCCAUGAAGUGGCAGCCACUGGUGUCAAGUCCAGGAUUGAGCCCAAGAGUUCCUAUUCAGCAUUCAGUAAUAUGGCAGGUGGACUGCUGUGGAAACGUAGGCAGUAUGAAAGUAGAGCCAAUCCAGACUAUGGAAAGAAAGACGACUCUGGGAGACAGAAUGGAGAAACAUUAAAUGUGUUAAGUCGAGGAUAUGAUAGAAAUAUGGAUUCAAGAAAAAUUAUGUCUGAAGAAAACUUGUUGUCAAGUAGUUCAAAACAGGAGUUAAAUGAAACAAGCACUCGUCGAUCAAGAUCAGAUUCCCUGGAAACGGCCAACACAUCCGAGCAUUCUUCCUACGAAGGAGAUAAAAGACCCGUAACCCUUCCCCGCAAUUAUAAACCUUCUGAAAGUGUUGUUAUGAGACAGAAAAAGUUUGACAAUGAUACCAGAAUGGACAGUGCCAAAAGACUAAGCAAAGAGGAGAUUCAGGCUGCAAUAAACAAAGCAGAUUCCUACUUAACCCACAAAAAAGAUUCAAACAAUGACUUUCAGUCCAAGAGGCGGUCCUGGGAGCUGCGAGAACAAAUGUCAGAUAUUUCUGAAGGAAGCCUGUAUGGCUGGACCAAAAGCAAGAAUCAGCGGUUGUCUAGGUCCACUGACUGUCUAGACAACAGGACCAAUGAACCUUCAGCUAGACACUCUGACUCAGAGAGAGGUCGUAGUUCAAAGUCUGCAGAUCCUGUAACACGGGACAGGUCCUUGGAUCUAGGGGACAGAGUUCCCGGUCUGACCUCUCCCUCCAGACAAAUUCCAGGUGUGAAGCCCCCCAUACCUAGCAAGCCAAGUGUGUUACUUACCGACGGUUCAGGUAGUGAUUCAUCUACUGGUGCUUCUACAGGUAGAAGACAGUCCCCUGUGCCCAAACGAACAGCCCCUCCCCCACCAAACAAAGCCCCACCAUCCCUUCCCAGAACAACCCCAGCCUCAUUGUCAUCCUCUAGUGAUAAUGUGAGGGACUUGAAAAAUCAAAAGAGUGAACCUGACAAGCCUUCCCCUGUCAGUGAAAGUUUUGAGAUGAUAUCUGCAAAUGAAACAAAUUUAGAUCCCCAAAGUGUAAAUGACAUUAGUGUACCCCAUGUCAGUGACACGGACGGUGAGAGACCUUACCAAAAUGUUGCCAGUUCAAAGUCAGGUCUUCUUGAAUCUACAUCUCAGCAUAAAUCAGAGAGAGAACAAAGGACUUUGUUGCCAAAAGACUCUGACCGAGAGAUAGUGCCAAAAGAGGCGAUGGUCGCUGAAUCUGCCCAGUCACCAUCUUCUGUGAUAUCAAGCAAAGGUGUAGACAGUGAGUCCGAUCUCUAUGAACCUGUGAUUCCAAAGUGCCACUUGCCACCCCCUCCCCCCUAUCCCAAUCCCCCACCCCCACCAUAUCAGAGCCAUGUGUCGCCACCUAAUUCCUCCCCUCUCCCUUCAAUGGUGGACCAGAUCCCUGCAUCGCAUCACUAUGAGAAUGUGAAAUCCUCCACCUACGCCAACGAUGAGAAUUCUCAGGAAGUAAGAAAUGGGGAGACAACUCCGCCAGUCCAGAAGAGAACAGCUGAAGGAUUAACGAACAACUCGGAUAAAUACACUAAAACAAGCUCAAGAAGUGGAGCCUAUGUCGACCCCAAGACAGAGAUUCCACCGCGGGAGGCGGGCGACGGACACGAAGAGCCGGACACUGUCCACUCCGACAGCCACGCUGAAUUCCAUGAGUAUGUGAGUGUUGCCCAUGAGUUUAUUGAAAUCGAAGGAUUGGACAGCACUGAUGAAUCCUCCGACGAAGAGCCUGUCUCUCAUAAGAAAGCCACGCGGGUCAAGUUCAGCAGGGCACCCAUCAAGCUUUUCCACACCUUUUCCACGGACGACUAUGACCGUCGCAAUGAGGAUGUGGAUCCAGUGGCAGCAUCCGCGGAAUAUGAACUAGAGAAGCGUGUGGAAAAGAUGGACGUUUUUCCUGUGGAUCUCCUCAAAGGACCCGAGGGACUCGGCCUCAGCAUCAUUGGUAUGGGAGUGGGGGCAGACGCUGGGCUUGAGAAACUAGGGAUCUUCAUCAAGACCCUGACCGAGGGAGGAGCCGCUCAGAGAGACAAAAGAAUCCAGGUAAACGACCAGAUUAUCGAGGUGGACGGGAAGAGUUUGGUGGGGGUGACCCAGGCCUACGCAGCCUCCGUACUCAGGAACACCAGCGGAAAAGUGCAAUUUAUGAUUGGACGAGAAAAAGAUCCAAGCAGAAGUGAAGUGGCUCGCCUCAUCCAGCAAUCGUUAGAGCAGGAUCGCAAGAGGGAGGAAAUGAAGAAGAUGGAACAGCAGAGACUUCAUCGACAGCUGGAGGAACAGUUCCAUCCCCGGGACGAGAUCAUGGAACACGACCACAUGCGUCGAAUGUCCGAGACCGAAACAGGGCGCGAGCUGGAUGAGACGGAUGAGGAGGAUGAAGAAGAAGAUGAGGACCAGGGUGUGGAUGAUGAUAAGGACAUAGAUGAAUCGGAGAAUGCGGACGAUGACAAUCAGAACAGCCAAUCAGAGCAGGAGAAUCUGGCAAUGGACACCCUGGAGACAGCAGCAGGGGACAGCACUCCUGUGUUACUGCCCCCCGACCUGGAGGGUGAGAGUCCAACAGAGUCCCCGGACGAGAAGCCGCCCAUGGAGGUGUUCGACCUCCAGGAGAGUAGCAGUGAGUCCAUCUCCCCGGACAUGGAGUCACACGCUCUGUUCAUCAAACUCAAAGAGGCUCAGUAUAAGAACGCUGUUCAUGAAGCGGAGUUGGCCAAAGUGAAAGCGCGGGUGAUCUUGUUGGAGUCUGCCGAGAAUCAGAAGAAGGAGACGGACAAGAAAUGCGAGCAGAUGGCCCACCGCCUGAGGGAGAUGGAGAAGAAGUUGGAGAGUAAUCGCAAGGAGAUCAAUCAUUAUCAGGAUUUGUUAGAAGGAUCCCAAGGCCAGUACAUAGCAUUAGAACGCAAAAUGAAGGUUGAAUUUUCAGGUCUGGAGAAAAAGUAUCACAAGGCCAAGAAAUUGAUAAAAGACUAUCAACAGAGAGAAAAAGACUUCAUCCAGGAGAGAGAGUCGCUGUUACAGCAGCAGGCGGAGAAGGACCAGCAGUAUGAUGACCUGGUUCGCUCCCUCAAGGACCGGAUCUUUGAGUUGGAGAAGGAGCUGGGGGAGGUACAGAGGGUGGCCGGUCUACCUGUCAACGUCCCCAGCAGUCAUCACCCCCUCCCUUCCCCACCCCUACAGCCAAAACUCGUCCAAAAAGUUGAAGCCUCCCCAUUAAACGAAUCCAUCUCUUCCUGUUCGGAUACAUCACCCACCAUUAAGACAGAGAACGGCUUGGAGGAUGAUGACUCCUCUGUUGACAGCUUCAGAGGCGCGGUCCCCCAAACCUCACUGCUGGACACCUCGGCCAAUCGCGACAAAGGUCAACUGGUCAGCUCGGCCAACAGAAACCGGCGACCUCCCACAAAACGUAACAUCAAGCCUGGUGCUGAGGGAGAGCCCGUGGAAGAGGAGGCGAACGAGAGCGGUCUGGAGACGUGGAUCAAGCAUGACAGCGACAGCACAGUCAAGAAAAGUGACGCGAAAAAGAGAAAAGCUCAGCAGAAGAAUUUAUUACAGCCCCCCAAUAUCCCGCCCCCUCCUCCCCCUCCCCAGGGGCCAGACAGUGACUCGGUCAGUGACCAGUCCCACUCCAGGCAGGACAGCGAGAAUGACGACUCGUCCUCCACAGUAUCUCAGACAUCCUACGAUCCGUCUCAGCCCAUGUUCAAAAACAUGCACUCAGAAAUCCCUGACUCGGUGCCCGAGAUGGUUGAGACGCCGUCCAUAGGCAGCACCGGGAAGAGUAAAGGACUAGGCUUGUCCAAACUGUUAAAAUUUGGUAAGACGGGAGGUAGUGCUGACAACUCAGGUGUGGUUUUGUUGUCCAAUCGUUCACUUAAUAAGGAUCAUGUGACCUCAGGAGAUGAAGGGGGCAUAACUCUGAUAUCUAAACGUCCCCUGGACAUGUCAACAGAUUCAUUGGAUGUGAGGAGCCCGUCUCCCAAAUCUGUACCAGGUGCUAGCACAACCAGCGAGAUUUCUUCCUCCUACAUGGUGCAAGAAUACGAUGAUGAAGACGGGAAAAAGACUUUCUUUUCUCUGAACAUCACGGGAACUCCGGCCAACGAUGAGAAGCCGUCCAGUCGACGACCGGUCAACCAGUUCCAGUCCGGAUCCAUCACAGAGUGGUCCGUGGAGAAUGUCGCCCAUUGGCUGAUGAUCUUGGAGCUGGAGAAGUACAUCCCGCUGUUUGCCGAGAAAAACAUCACAGGACCUCAACUCAUCCAACUGGACGGAACCAAGCUAAAGACUAUGGGCAUUGCAAAUGGUAAAGAUAGAGACUUGUUAAAAAAGAAAAUCAAAGAAAUUAAGACAGGAGUGGAGAAAGAAAAGAAAAUUCAGGAGAAAGAGAGGAAAGCCAAAGAGAAAGAACAGAAGAAACAACUCCUGAAGAAAAAGUGAGGGCAGCCCCUCAAGGAUUGAGUGACUGUGUCCAACAUUGACAGUGACUGGGCGUUCUACACAUUAGGUGUGUGGUAUUCCAGCAGAAGCCGUGUACAGGGGACCGGUUUAUUUUGUCAAAUUUACAAACAUUUACAUUGUAAGGUUGGUACUCCAAGAGGAUAGAGUGUUCAUGGGGGCAAUAGGUUAGUUUACAGUCGUCUAUCCUGUGUACUAUGUUAACAGUUGAUUUUUUUACAAACUACAAGCCUGUCGGGGUUUGUGUGUGACAAAACGUCGUUUAUGCCGUCACAAAAUGUCUGCUCAGCCAGAGAGCCAGAGAUACAUACGAGGGUUGUUGUUGAUGUUUUAUUGUUGUGAUUCUAAGAAUGAAAUUUUAUGUAGAGUUUACUUUGUAUUAUAUUACUGGUUGAAAUAUUAUCAUUUUAUUUCCAUAUAAACAUGUAUCGUAUAUACAGUAGGAUGGUAGCGCUGUAUCAUUUUUUUCUGUCAUGUAUUUUAUGAUAACUGCCAUCCCGAUUGUCUCCCUUGUUUUUAAAGUGUCACAUGACUACAGGAAGCUAUGAGGUUUCCUGCCUGGUUGUAGCAGGGUAUAUGUCUAUACAUGCAUGUUGUGUAAGAACAUUUGUCUCAAGAGCUGAAAGGGCCCUAUCCUGUGUGAUUCAAUUAUCUUUACUGGUACCAUAUCACCUAGGCCUAACCCCUGUAGUUCUAGAAGAUAUAUACCCCAUGGUUGUUACCACAUAUACACGUUUACCCCACCAUAUCCCCCUGUAUGCCAGAGGUUGUUUUGUGUAUCAGAUGUGUCCACUAUAUACAAUCUAUUUGUAUCAGAUAUCUAUAUUAUAUUAUCAUAUUGUCACAGACAAUACCAAAUAAACAUUCCAGAAACACACUAGCUCCAGCCAUCCUCUCAGCUAUUGUCAAUGCAAUGCUACACAAGGGUUUUAUCUGUUUGCAAAAUUCAUUCUACACACCCGAAUUACAAGUCUUCAGCAUUAUUACAAUGUUUACAUUAAAGAGAAAAGGGGAGACACUGACUCAUUGUAAGUUACUAUUGGGAAUAGGCUGCAAAGAUAGAAAUUUUCACAAAAUACUACAUUCAUAAAAAUAAACUGAAUUUUUGUCAAAUUUGUUUUCCAUAUCUUUAGUUUGUGAUCCUUAUUUUUAUUUCAAUUACUGUUUGUUUACAUGUGUUUAAUCCUUUAUGUUGUGAAUCAUUUGUCAUUUUCGUUUAUUUUAUUUUUGUGAAGGAAACUUAAGAGUUGUCUUUCCAUUACUCAGUUAUUUUGAGUUCUGACAAAUGGUUUGCUCCGUCAUAUUAGGGUUACAUUUUGCCAUAUUUUCAUUGAGAAGGACAUUUUUGGGACCAUGUUUUGAGGAAGUUGAAGUAAGAAAGACAUUAUAAAAGUUUAAAUGCUGUAUCAAAGAUUUGAAGUAUACUGAAGUGCUCCCACAUUUCUGUUAACAAGUGAUGGACAUUCAUUCAACUGGAUAUUAACACUGAGCAAGUAUUGUAACAUUGAGGACCAUGUGAAGUUAAAUGGCUUUUUUUAUUCUGCAUUACGAGUUAAUGAGAAAAGUGUUCAGAAUAUUACUGUGUAGUGAGGGUGACUUUGUUGUAAGAGUCGCCAAACUUUUCCAAUCCGUGUCUUCAUCCAGACAAAUGUCUCGGUUCAUUGAAGCAGGUCGCUCCGAUCGGUGCUUCUCCUAGACUUAUUGGUGCAUACAAUUGUCGCUGGAAAUUUAUUUUGGUAGAUUAUGAUAUUUAUAUACACCGUGUUUAUACACCAUACUUAUUAUACAUUGUAUUCAUUUUCUUUUCUACUGAUGGUUGUGUAUUAUCAUGUAUUUCACAUUUUUUUAAGCAGUUAAGAUGAUAUCAGUUUUGCUUUCCCUACAAUUUAUAAUGCUAAUGAGAGAGUAUAGUCUGUCUAAGAUCGAAGUAAGGAGUUUGUGAGCUACACUCAGUAAGAGAUUCGUGUUUUGGUGUAUAUUCUUAUUCAAUUAUCUACUCAGUAGUGCUUUAUCUUUGAAGUGAUCUUUCAGUUUAUUUUUGUGUAUAAAAUUUAUUCUCGUUUAGAGAUGAUACUAACUUAAAAGCUUGGACACACAAGCUAUAUACUGUGUAUGUAUACUCAAUCUGAAAUUUCUAACAUCAAAUACCUAGGCUCUGAUUAUCUACUGCUUUAAAUUUAGAUUGUCACAAAAGUAAACCAUGUCUAUACUUCACCAAAUUAAAGAACUUAUUAUGUACAUGUAUAUAUAUUUUCUGUUAUCAAAGCCACCUGAAAUACAUUUAUCCAUAUUUUCUUCUCACUUGAGUUUCUCUGAAUCUGACCGGUGUGUUUAUAAUACAGCACUGUGAGAACAAUGCUUUAUUUGGAAUUAUUUUAUUAAGUGUUUCGGUUGUUAGAUGUUGCCUGGAAGAGUUUAAAACAGAAAGUACCUUAAGAUAACUGAAAAAAAAGUGUUUGAAAGUUUUAAAGAUAUGUGACUUUAAUAUAAAAUUUUUUUUUAAAAACUAGCAAAUAUUUAAAUUAGGUGAUUAUUAUGAAUUGGUGUGAUGUGAGCGACAGUGCUGUAUUGUGAACAUGCUGGUGAGUUUCUGACUCUAUAUAGACCUCUGUGAUUAUCACUUUGUAUCAUCGUAGUGAAGAGCACAUGUAUUAACACUCGUUUCAUUCACUUCUUGUUGUUACAAGUCAUUGGGGGAAUCUGUUGUUACUGUAAAACUAAAGAACAAAAAAAAUAUUCUCAAGCAGGAUUCGUCGUUUGUCCAAACUGUUGUUGAUAUGUACGAGAUGCAAUAUACAAUCCUUUAACUCAUGGAGAGAUUUUUUUUCGAUUUCAUAAACAUUUUGUCAGCUUGGUAAUUCUGUGAACAAAAAAAAUCUGUGCAAUUUCAUUAGUUUCCUUUUUUAAUGAAGAUUUCAUUAUGAAUUUGACAACAAAACUAGUUUAAUAAAUGUGUGACGUAUGAGAGGUGUCAUUUAAUGUGAUGAAGAAUAAAUAUAUUUAUACAAGUACACACAA
Magallana angulata is the source of this 8368-nucleotide messenger RNA. RefSeq names its product neurabin-1-like. The record is from RefSeq and is a predicted model, not a curated record. The transcript is spliced from 23 exons. Gene Ontology annotation, molecular function: actin filament binding. NCBI's taxonomy places the organism in Eukaryota, Metazoa, Mollusca, Bivalvia, Ostreida, Ostreidae. The coding region runs from base 197 to 5332 and encodes 1711 amino acids. Gene Ontology annotation, biological process: neuron projection development; calcium-mediated signaling; actin filament organization. Gene Ontology annotation, cellular component: actin cytoskeleton; dendrite; cytoplasm.